AUGCCACUCCUCGACCACCUUCAUGACCACGAAGAGGAAGUAGUCGAUCACCACUGCGAUCAUGAAGCGGAAGUAGUCAAUGUCAUUUGCGACUACGAAGAGGAAGUAGUCGAUCUCGUUGACCACCUCAUUGCCGAUCAGCGCCACAACAAUGAGAAGUACAGGGAGUACGGCGAGAGCCGGUGGUUCUUCUUCACCACGAGGGAAGGCAAGCACGCGAGCGGCAGCCAGCCGAACCGGACCACGCUGGACAAUGGCCAAUGGAACGCCUCCGGAGGCGUAAGGCCGAUCUACUCCGCUGGCGCGUUGGUCGGAUGCGUGGUGGCGCUGGUGUUCUACGAAGGAUCUCGAAAGAAGAAGAACGAGGAGGACGCGGGGCCGCAGCUGCCGGAAGAGGAGAUUGGAAGGCCGGCGACCAAGGGAGUUAAGACGGAUUGGACCAUGUACGAGUACGAGAGCCUCACAUCUGAGGUUGAAUUUGAAGCUAAACGUAAAGGCAAUAGCAAGGUAGAUCAGCUGGCAUUGUGCACGAUUCAGAAGAAGAAACAUCGCGAGGAGGGAAAAAAUAAUGAGGAGGAGAAAGGCCAGCGAGAGAGGGCAAGAAGGAGAAAGACUAGGAAUCCCAGCCGGUGA
Messenger RNA from Phragmites australis (common reed), 633 nucleotides. Its product is annotated as NAC domain-containing protein 1-like. The record is from RefSeq and is a predicted model, not a curated record. NCBI's taxonomy places the organism in Eukaryota, Viridiplantae, Streptophyta, Magnoliopsida, Poales, Poaceae. The transcript has 3 exons. The coding region runs from base 1 to 633 and encodes 210 amino acids. Gene Ontology annotation, molecular function: DNA binding. Gene Ontology annotation, biological process: regulation of DNA-templated transcription.